Messenger RNA from Aspergillus tubingensis, 4554 nucleotides. RefSeq names its product plasma membrane calcium-transporting ATPase. Gene Ontology annotation, biological process: intracellular calcium ion homeostasis; calcium ion transmembrane transport. The transcript has 7 exons. NCBI's taxonomy places the organism in Eukaryota, Fungi, Ascomycota, Eurotiomycetes, Eurotiales, Aspergillaceae. Gene Ontology annotation, molecular function: ATP hydrolysis activity; ATP binding; calcium:proton antiporter activity. The record is from RefSeq and is a predicted model, not a curated record. Gene Ontology annotation, cellular component: membrane; intracellular membrane-bounded organelle. Bases 1 to 4554 code for a protein of 1517 amino acids.
AUGGACGCUGUGGACUUCCGGCCGGCCCCACCCACCUGUCCGCCCAGUGCGCUCUUUUUGUGUAAACAAACGUAUCGGUCACAGCUGACACUGUUCGAACCGUACCUGACGGUAUUCGCCAAACGGCCCCGCGCGCCUUACAACUUCGGGGAGACUCUGGAAGGAGAUAAGUCCGAGCCAACCUACCUUCUGAGAGAUGCUCAGCUUCUUGAUGGAACUUUCCUCGUUCACCAUUUCAUGAUGACCCCCUUCAAGAAUGCCCAGGGAUCGGGCACACCCUCUCUCCUCGCAAGCGUCUGGCAUACGGUCGAGGUGACUUUUCUUUCCAGCUACACCAAUGUGCUAUUAAUUUUCGUAUUCCUGGGGAUACUCUCUGGCUCCCAAGAUUGGAACCCCUCCGCCGUGUUUAUCCUGAAUUUUCUGGCCAUCUUCCCGCUGGCCUCGUUGUUGUCCUUUGCGACCGAGGAAUUGGCUAAAAGCGUCGGCCAGACGGUAGGAGGCCUGAUCAAUGCGUCUUUUGGCAAUGCCAUCGAAAUGAUCGUUGGAAUCACGGCUGUGAGCCAAGGUGAGAUCCAUAUGGUGCAGUCUUCGAUGGUUGGCUCGAUCCUGUCUGGCACGCUGCUGGUUCUGGGAUGCUGCUUCUUUGCCAGCGGCUAUGAUAAGGAGACAGUCCACUUCAAUGUCGAUGUGACGGGGAUCAUGUCGUCCUUGAUGAUUGUAUCCUCCUCCGCGCUAAUCAUCCCAUCAACCUUGUAUUCCACGUCUCUGUAUGCCUCUCCUGGUGGAAACGAGUAUAUCCUCCACCUGUCACAUAUUACCGCUGUCUUGCUAUUGCUCUUCUAUUUUGUCUAUCUAUACUUCCAGCUCAGCAGCCACUCCCAUCUCUUCACUAGCACCGAAGACGACGAAGAGGAGGAGGAGCGCCAGCUGGGACCGUUGGCAGCUAGCAUCAUUCUUAUUGCCGCUACGCUGGGAGUGACUGCCUGUUCCGACUACCUCGUAGAAGGGGUCGAUGGCUUUGUUGAAGCCUACGGGGUGAGCCGGGCCUUCUUGGGCCUGAUCGUCGUGCCGAUUGUGGGCAACGCUGGCGAGUUUGCAACCACUGUGAAAGCAGCCAAGGAAGGAAAGGUGGAUCUGGCCAUUGGUGUGAUUGUUGGCAGCACGCUUCAAAUCGCACUUUUCGUCACGCCAUUCUUGGUACUGUAUGGAUGGGCUUUGGGUCAACCGAUGUCGUUGCGCUUCAACUCGUUCGAGACUGCCUGUUUCUCGCUGGCGGUGGUGGUGAUGAAUUGUCUGAUUCGUGAGGGCCGGUCUAAUUACUUUGCGGGUGUCUUGUUGUGUGGAACUUAUCUGAUCAUUGCGAUCGCCUUUUACGUCCACCCAGAUAUUGUCAGCCUGAGCGAGAAGCCUGUCAUCGCCCAUGGACCACUGGUCCGGGGCGAGCCCAGCGCAUUCGAGUUCUCGGCUGAGCAGUUGAGCGGGCUCAUCGAAUCACGAAGCCUGGAUACCUUCUACACCUUUGGCGGCCUCCGCGGAUUAGAAAGGGGUCUGCGAACCGAUCGAAAUACCGGAUUAAGCGUGGACGAGUCGAGCGUCAGGAACCAUGAACCAUCGGCCACAGCCUCGUCCGUCGACAAACCUUCCCACCAACCCCAUCAUCGCCACAUUCACCUCCACCAUCACCAUGGCACCGAACAAUUCGCAGACCGACGCGCUGUCUUCGGCAACAACCGCCUCCCCGUUCCCAAGUCACCCACGGUCCUGCAGUUGAUAUGGGCGGCAUACAAUGACCACGUCCUCUUCCUCCUGACAGGAGCGGCCAUCAUCUCGCUGGCCCUAGGCCUAUACCAAACAUUCGGAACUAAGCAUUCGAGCUCAAACCCGCCUGUCGAAUGGGUAGAAGGGGUAGCGAUCAUCGUUGCCAUCAUAGUCAUCGUGCUGGUGGGCGCUGGCAAUGAUUUCCAGAAAGAGCUGCAAUUUCAAAAGUUGAACAAGAAGAAACAAGAUCGCCUUGUGAGGGUAAUCCGCUCCGGCCGGCCACAGGAGGUACCUAUCAACGAUCUGGUGGUCGGGGAUGUCGUACACAUGGAGCCAGGAGAUGUCAUACCGGCCGAUGGAAUCCUGAUUCGUGGCCACCACAUUCGAUGCGAUGAAUCAGCUGCGACCGGUGAGUCAGACUUGCUGUUGAAGCAGUCCGGUGACGAGGUUGCAGAUGCGAUCGCCGAUUGCCGUGAUACUAAAUACCUUGACCCGUUCGUGAUCUCGGGGUCCAAGGUCGCAGAAGGCCUCGGCUCAUUCCUGGUAAUAGCAACCGGCAACCAUUCGACUUAUGGCAAGAUCCUCCUAAGUCUGGAAGAAGACCCUGGCUUCACACCACUGCAGUCGCGACUCAACGUAUUAGCGAAAUACAUCGCCAAAUUUGGCGGUAUUGCCGGUUUGGUCUUGUUCGUCAUCCUGUUCAUCAAGUUCUUGGUUGGUCUGCGCCACUCGACGUCGUCCGCGACCGAAAAAGGCCAGGACUUCUUGGAAGUUUUCAUCAUUGCUCUGACAGUAGUUGUCAUUGCUGUGCCUGAAGGACUUCCGUUAACCGUGACGCUUUCUCUUGCCUUUGCCACCACCAGGAUGUUGAAGGACAACAACUUAGUGCGACAGUUGCGCGCCUGUGAGAUCAUGGGCAAUGCUACCGACAUCUGCUCGGACAAGACUGGGACCUUGACCCAAAAUAAGAUGACCGUGGUCGCAGGUAUUAUUGGCACAGAAGAGUUCUCAGAUUUAGGACUACAGACGGACGCCCCUUCGCGUGACGUUCCGACUACUGCUGUGUUGAAAUCUCGCCUGCACAAUUAUGUGAAAUCACUAAUUGUAAAUGCGGUUGCUUACAACACCACGGCGUUCGAGUCGAUAGCGGAUGGAAAUGUCACCUUUGUUGGAUCUAAGACCGAGGCUGCUUUGCUGUAUUUCGCCCGAGACAACAUGGGCUUGGGCCCAUUGGAACUGACACGAUCUGGUUAUGAAGUUGUGGAGCUCAUACCCUUUGAUGCUACGCGCAAGUGCAUGAUCACUGUGGUAUGCUUGGAUGAUGUUAAUGGGUAUAAGCUGUAUAGGGCGUAUAUAAAAGGAGCGCCCGAGGUAUUGAUGGGGUUCUGUAACAGGACGCUGGUGGAACCGACAAAAGGCGAUUCCGUUGCCGCAUUGACUGCAAGUACCAAGGAAGCUAUACGCCAGAAGGUAGAAGCCUACUCAAAGUGGUCGCUAAGGGCAAUCGCGUUAUGCUACCGAGAUUUCGAGGUGUGGCCCCCGAACCGAGCUGGAGAGAUUCAGUCCGACACACUCGACCUCGAAGAUAUACUUAGCAACCUGACUUUGAUUGGAAUUGCCGGUAUCCGUGAUCCUUUGCGGGAGGGGGCUCAUGACGCCGUGGAGACUUGCCGUCGGGCGGGAGUGACGGUGCGUAUGGUCACUGGAGAUAAUCUGUUAACAGCGCAAUCUAUCGCCGAGGAAUGCGCGAUUGUCACCAACAACGAGGACAUUGUCAUGGAAGGACAGGAAUUUAGGCGCCUGACAGAGGAGGAACAACUAGAGAUUGCGCCUCGUCUGAAAGUUCUGGCGCGAUCUCAACCAGAAGAUAAACGUACGCUUGUGCGUCGACUGAAGCAGAUUGGGGCAACGGUUGCCGUCACUGGAGAUGGAACAAAUGACGCUCCGGCACUCAAAGCAGCUGACGUCGGAUUUUCCAUGGGUAUCUCGGGAACAGAAAUUGCUCGCGAGGCUUCCGCGAUUGUGUUAAUGGAUGAUAACUUUGGCUCGAUUGUGAAGGCGAUCAUGUGGGGUAGGGCAGUCAGCGAUGCGGUUCAAAAGUUCUUGCAGUUCCAAAUUACUAUCACCUUUACCUCUGUCGGACUGGCCUUCGUCACAUCUGUGGCCAGCUCCAGCGAAACAUCAGUGCUGACAGCCGUGCAACUGAUGUGGGUAAAUCUAAUCCAAGAUACCCUGGCAGCACUGGCUCUCGCCACCGACCCGCCGUCUCCCAGAGUGUUAGACCGAACGCCCGACAAGAGAACUACUCCCUUGAUAACAGUGCCAAUGUGGAAGAUGAUAAUCGGGCAGUCGAUAUACCAGCUCGCCGUGACAUUAGUGCUCCACUUUGCCGGUAACAGCAUAUUCUCAUACACCACCGCGCACGAACACUCUCAGCUACAAACAGCCGUAUUUAACACAUACGUUUGGAUGCAAAUAUUCAAUCUAUACAACACCCGCGCCCUCGGCAAUAACAUCAAUGUCUUCGAAGGCAUCCACCGUAACUGGCUCUUCGUCGGUGUUAACGUUAUCAUGAUCGGCGGACAAAUAAUCAUCAUGUUCGUAGGCGGGCGCGCAUUCUCCAUCACUCGACUUACCGGCGUGCAAUGGGCCUACUCUGUUGUUUUGGGUGUCUUAUCUCUUCUUGUCGGGGUAGUAGUGCGUUUCAUCCCGGAUAGCCUCGUCGAGCGAUUAUUUGCGGGUGUAGGAUUUGUUAUGGGUCCCUUGUGGCGGUUAUUGAGGGUGAAAAUUGAGUAG